AUGCACGCAGCGUUUUGGAUCGUUGUAUACAGCAUCGUAGCGUUUGGACCGCUCCAGGCAAAGGCAGCGCAGACGUUCUGCUCGUCAGCCAAUACAGGUUCGACUGCUGCGCAGUCGAACCUGUACCAGAGCAACGGCUGGUGCUCGAAUAAAUGCAACGGGUACCAAUAUGCGAUCGUGCAGGAUUCCGAGUGCUGGUGCUCCAACUCGGGUCCCAGCUCAACGACAGAUCUUAGCGACUGCAGCGAGCAGUGUCCAGGCUACCCGCAGGAGCUGUGUGGGAAUAAGGACUCGGGCCUCUUCGGCUACAUAUACCUGGGCAGCGGAGACCCGUCGUUGGCGGCGGCGUCGUCUGGAACGACCCCGUCGACGUUUAACACCCAAGGUCCGUCGACGUCGUCCAGCGGCCAAGGUUCCUCAACCGGGUCGGCUACCGGGUCGAUCUGGUCCGGCAGCCUUCUCGGCACGGCGCCAGUGUCGCAGUCUGCGAGCCAGACCUCGUCGUCUUCCUCUUCGUCGUCUCUGUCGUCCUCGUGGUCUUUUUCCUCUUCGUCAUCUCUGUCGUCCUCGUGGUCUUCUUCUUCUUCUUCUUCUUCUUCUUCUUCUUCUUCUUCUUCUUCUUCUUCUUUUUCCUCCUCCUCCUCCUCUUCCUCUUCGUCGUCUUCUUCCUCCUCGUCUUCUUCGUCUUCGUCUUCCUCCUCCUCCUCGUCACCGACAUCAACUUCAGCGCCGCCGUCUUCUACCUCCAGUGCCACGAGCCCAAUCGCGACAGCGUCUUCAACCCCUGCCUCUUCGACCUCGAACGCCCAGAAAAUCACCACCUCGGUCAUUUACUCGGUCGAAACCGUCACAGCGGCCGCUACGGCUUCGGACUCGUCCUCUGGAAACCAAAUACUCACCACCCAGGUGAUCACCACCAUAUUUUCAGCAGCGCCCUCGGCAGCUUCAGCACUCUCCUCUGGUAAGGGCUCCAGUGCGAGCUCUGCCAAGAGCGGAUUUUGGGCAUCACCGGGCAAAAUCGCUGGCACUUUCGUCGCUGUGGGUGUAGUCGUGUUUCUGCUUGUGUUUUUCGCGCUUUUCUUCUGGUACAGACGGCGGCACGCUUCUGCUGAAGAUUUUGAGAAACGGUACCACGACGUUGCAGCGCCUGCGAACUCGCUAUCUACUAUGAGCUCGUCCAACAGCUCGACGCCUAAGGCGUUUGUCUACGCUGACGACACCGGGUUCCAGGGUCAUCCUGGCCGGAAGGGCAGUCAUGCCACUACCCCUAUAGCCGCGGCAGACACGAACAGACGAGGCUCGCAAGUGUCCUUAACCAAGGGAGAGCAGAGUCUCGCUCCACAAGAGUCUGAACACACGCCGGUCGUUGUCGACCAAAGAUUAGAUCCGCGACGCAUGUUUAUGGCCCAAUGGGAGAACGAGGGAAGCCGUGUGUCACUCGCAGACGACAUAGACUACUCGAGAAAAGUCCUUAGGGUAAGAAACCAAUGA
This is a messenger RNA of Lachancea mirantina, 1491 nucleotides long. The record is from the annotation of a GenBank genome assembly. Lineage: Eukaryota; Fungi; Ascomycota; Saccharomycetes; Saccharomycetales; Saccharomycetaceae.